Molecule: messenger RNA, 1440 nt
Organism: Neospora caninum
Lineage: Eukaryota; Apicomplexa; Conoidasida; Eucoccidiorida; Sarcocystidae
Exons: 3
Coding region: 1-1440 (479 amino acids)
Source: RefSeq, a predicted model, not a curated record
AUGUGUGCGUGCUGUUCUAUUUCUGGCGAUGCGCGUGGUCGCGUGGAUAGAAGUAGGAACACGAACACUACAUUGGCGCUGCUGAGGCAUUACGCGACUGUCCCAGGCGAAGAUCGCGUUUUUCUCGCUUUCCUCCCGUUGCAUGCAGAGCCCUACACGCCCCUCGUGGUCAUCUUAGCCCUUCCGUCGACAGAUCCCCAGACGGUCGUUGCCGCCGCAGACCUCUUCGCUUCCUUUUCCCCCCUCCCUGCCUCUGUGAUUCAAACCGCCAUGGCGCCCUACUUGCGGCAGGCGGCGGCCCAAGCAGGGACCGCUGCCGGCGGCGUGACGGAGACAAGGGAAGCGGCCGGAGGGCCUUCGCCGCCUCCCGUCUCCGCUGUGGGACUCGAGAGAGCUGGAGGGGCGUUUUCCGCUCACACAGUCCCCGCCGUUGUCCACGUGGGGCCGGAGACCGGUGUCUCGUCGAGCCCCGUGGGGGGUGCAGGGACGGUGGGGGCGAGUGUCUCCAGUGUCUCCUCGCCUGACGCCGAUUCGGCGCCCGAGGGCCUCCAGGCUCGCGAGGGCGGGGUAGUGCCUCGCGCUUCCGGCCCAGAUGUGGAUCGGGCGGGUUUGGCGUCUCCCUGGCGCGGGGGAGACACCAGUGGAGCACGGACACAGGCGGAAGAAGGCCGAGAGACGACUCUCCCUGCCCCGCCUCGAACCGACGAUGAAGCUGCGGCGGCGGUGGCUGUCGAAAUGCUUGCUGAAGAAUCCGCGGCCCUCGCCUCGGAGCCGUCCAUCGCGGCUGCGACUCUCUGGGGCAUGACGCAAGCUGCCGCCCUCAACCUCUCGCCUGUCGCUGCCUUCCACGUCGAAGUUCCAGAUUUCUUCCUCACCGUCGCGGGGUAUCAAGUCCCCGGCUUCAUUGGCCGACUGGUCGAUCGCGGUCUCCGCUAUGUAAUCGACAUGAUGGGCAUUCGCGCAAUUCCUUUGCCUCCGAUUCCUCGCAUUGCUGCGGUACCCAUCCUCGCCGCUCAGCUGCCGGAGGCUGCCUCCUCAGUCCGGCCGUCUGCCUCUGAAGAGGACUCAGUCUCUAGUGCGUCUUCGCCUCCUUCCGUCGCCCCCGCCACUUCGUCCGCUUCUCCUGUCUCGUCCCCUCUUUCUUCUUCUUCCUCUGGACUUUCCGGUUCGUCUCCGUCGGGCUCUUCCUCCCCUGUCUCUUCUCAAGUCCACCCCGACGCGGCGGAGUCGAAACCGGACGAAGAAGGAUGUCCCGGUCGUCGGUUUCCAAUAGCCAGUGAAGAACCCGACGAUGGCGAAGAGGCAGAAAGCCGGGCGGAGGCGCACGGGACACCAGAAGACGCGUCGUCCCAGCAAAGGCUUUCCAGCGAAGGAAGGCGCGGCGACGACAGAGAAGACGAGAAUCGUAUUGAAGGCAGUGCAGCGUCGGAGGGCGGGUGA